This is a messenger RNA of Pseudozyma hubeiensis SY62, 756 nucleotides long. RefSeq lists its product as hypothetical. The record is from RefSeq and is a predicted model, not a curated record. The transcript has a single exon. NCBI's taxonomy places the organism in Eukaryota, Fungi, Basidiomycota, Ustilaginomycetes, Ustilaginales, Ustilaginaceae. Bases 1 to 756 code for a protein of 251 amino acids.
AUGUCGCAGGUCCCCGGUACCAACAAGACUACCAACGACGUCCAGAAGGACGCCCAGAAUCUCGCCAACGACGCCUCGAACCAGGCCUCGAAGGCCGGCAACGACCUCUCGAACAAGGCCAGCGAUCUCUCGUCGCAGGCCCAGCAGUCGGGUGACUCGCUUAUCAAGCAGGCCAGCGACCUUGCCGGUAACACCUUCGCCUACGUUCAGCAGACCGCAGGCUCUCUCCUCGGACAGGGCAAGGAGCACGCCGGCAACGCCGCUGACCAGACCAAGGCCGCCGCCAACGACGCUUCCAACGAGGCAUCCAAGACCGCCGAUGCUGCUGCCAAGCAGGGCGAGCAGUCCGCUGAGGAGGCCAAGCAGACCCUGAUCGGCUUGACCAACCAGGCCCGCGACCUCGCUUCGCACACGCUCGACUCGGCCAACCAGUACAUCAAGCCCGCCGGAGACAACGCCGAGGGCCUCGUCAACCAGGCCCGCGCCACCGCCGCUCACGUCGUCGACCAGGUCUCUCACCUGCUCGCCGCCGGCCAGCAGAAGGCUGGUGAGCUCGCGGAUGAGGCCAGCAAGCAGGCUGGUCAGGCUCAGCAGAACGCCAGCCAGCUCGCCAGCGACGCCACCAACACCGCCUCCCAGAAGGCCGGUGAGGCUCAGAAGAACGCCCAGAGCGCCAGCCAGCAGGCUAGCCAGGCUCUGAGCGACGCCGCUGCUCAGGCAAAGGGCGCCGUUCAGGGUGCUACCGGUGCCAAGUAA